Messenger RNA from Symphalangus syndactylus (siamang), 5336 nucleotides. RefSeq names its product MLLT10 histone lysine methyltransferase DOT1L cofactor (gene MLLT10). Gene Ontology annotation, biological process: regulation of transcription by RNA polymerase II. NCBI's taxonomy places the organism in Eukaryota, Metazoa, Chordata, Mammalia, Primates, Hylobatidae. Gene Ontology annotation, cellular component: nucleus. Gene Ontology annotation, molecular function: histone binding; nucleosome binding. The record is from RefSeq and is a predicted model, not a curated record.
CGGGGCCCCGGAGAUAGGCCGGGGGCAGCCGACCGGCCGCGGCGGCGCGCACGCAGGGCUAGCCUCGCCCGGGCCUCCUCCCUCACGCCGGCCGCAGGACGGGCGCGCACGCCGAGUGACGCUCGGAGGAGGAAGCGCAGUCCCCUUCCCCUCCCUCGCUGCCCCUGGCCCAGCGGGAGCCCCCCCCAGUGCGCCUGUGCGGAGGCCUAUCUUGAUUAUGUGUGCCCUCUCCGGGCGCCCGCGUUAGCGGCCGGGUGGAGGUGGGGAGGGAGGACGCUGAGGAGGAGGAGGAGGCGGAGGAGGCGGUGGAGGGGAGGUGGGGGGAAUCAGCAAGGACAUGGCUCCUGACUCCUGUGCGGAACGUGAGUGACUGAGCGGCAAAGCCCGAAUGGUCUCUAGCGACCGGCCCGUGUCACUGGAGGACGAGGUCUCCCAUAGUAUGAAGGAGAUGAUUGGAGGCUGUUGCGUUUGCUCAGACGAGAGAGGCUGGGCCGAGAACCCGCUGGUUUAUUGCGACGGGCACGGCUGCAGCGUCGCGGUGCAUCAAGCUUGCUAUGGCAUUGUUCAAGUACCCACUGGACCAUGGUUUUGCAGGAAAUGUGAAUCUCAGGAGAGAGCAGCCAGAGUGAGAUGUGAACUUUGUCCCCAUAAGGAUGGAGCUUUAAAAAGAACAGAUAAUGGGGGUUGGGCCCAUGUGGUUUGUGCCCUGUAUAUUCCAGAGGUACAAUUUGCCAAUGUUUCCACAAUGGAACCAAUUGUUUUACAGUCGGUUCCACAUGAUCGUUAUAAUAAGACUUGCUACAUUUGUGAUGAACAAGGAAGAGAAAGCAAAGCAGCCACUGGGGCUUGCAUGACAUGUAAUAAACAUGGAUGUCGACAGGCUUUCCAUGUAACAUGCGCUCAGUUUGCCGGACUGCUUUGUGAAGAAGAAGGUAAUGGUGCCGAUAAUGUCCAAUACUGUGGCUACUGUAAAUACCAUUUUAGUAAGCUGAAAAAGAGCAAACGGGGAUCUAAUAGGUCAUAUGAUCAAAGUUUAAGUGAUUCUUCCUCUCACUCUCAGGAUAAACAUCAUGAGAAAGAGAAAAAAAAAUAUAAAGAGAAGGACAAACACAAACAAAAACACAAGAAGCAGCCAGAACCAUCACCUGCAUUGGUUCCAUCCUUGACUGUUACUACAGAAAAAACUUACACAAGCACUAGCAACAACUCUAUAUCUGGAUCAUUGAAGCGCUUGGAAGAUACUACUGCACGAUUUACAAAUGCAAAUUUCCAGGAAGUCUCUGCACACACCUCUAGUGGAAAAGAUGUUUCAGAGACUAGAGGGUCAGAGGGCAAAGGGAAGAAAUCUUCAGCUCACAGCUCAGGUCAAAGGGGAAGAAAGCCUGGUGGUGGAAGAAAUCCAGGAACAACUGUGUCAGCAGCUAGCCCUUUUCCUCAAGGCAGUUUUUCAGGAACUCCAGGCAGUGUAAAAUCAUCUUCUGGAAGUUCAGUGCAGUCUCCCCAGGAUUUCCUGAGCUUUACAGACUCAGAUCUGCGUAAUGACAGUUACUCUCACUCCCAACAGUCAUCAACAACCAAAGAUGUACAUAAAGGAGAGUCUGGAAGCCAGGAAGGGGGGGUAAAUAGUUUUAGUACCUUAAUUGGCCUCCCUUCAACCUCAGCUGUUACUUCACAGCCUAAAAGCUUUGAAAAUUCACCUGGAGAUUUGGGUAAUUCCAGCCUUCCUACAGCAGGAUAUAAGCGGGCUCAAACUUCUGGCAUAGAAGAAGAAACUGUAAAGGAAAAGAAAAGGAAAGGAAAUAAACAAAGUAAGCAUGGGCCUGGUAGACCCAAAGGAAACAAAAAUCAAGAGAAUGUUUCUCAUCUCUCAGUUUCUUCUGCUUCACCAACAUCAUCUGUAGCAUCAGCUGCAGGAAGCAUAACAAGCUCUAGUCUGCAGAAAUCUCCUACAUUGCUCAGGAAUGGAAGUUUACAGAGCCUCAGUGUUGGCUCAUCUCCAGUUGGUUCAGAAAUUUCCAUGCAGUAUCGGCAUGAUGGAGCUUGCCCAACAACUACGUUCUCAGAGUUGCUGAAUGCAAUACACAAUGACAGAGAUGACAGUUCUACACUAACAAAGCAAGAACUUAAAUUCAUAGUAUACCUAGAGUUCAUCAAAUGGGCUUACUCAAGCCAGAAUCUCAGAAAUGAAGGUAUUUAUAACAGCAAUGAUGUAGCAGUAUCAUUUCCAAAUGUAGUAUCUGGCUCGGGAUCUAGUACUCCUGUCUCCAGCUCUCACUUACCUCAGCAGUCUUCUGGGCAUUUGCAACAAGUAGGAGCACUCUCUCCCUCAGCUGUAUCAUCUGCAGCCCCUGCUGUUGCUACAACUCAGGCAAAUACUCUAUCUGGAUCUUCUCUCAGUCAGGCACCAUCUCAUAUGUAUGGCAAUAGAUUAAAUCCAAAUUCAUCAAUGGCAGCUCUUAUAGCUCAGUCUGAAAACAAUCAAACAGAUCAAGAUCUUGGAGACAAUAGCCGCAACCUAGUUGGCAGAGGAAGCUCACCCCGAGGAAGUCUCUCGCCACGAUCCCCUGUAAGCAGCUUACAGAUUCGCUAUGAUCAACCAGGCAACAGCAGUUUGGAAAAUCUGCCUCCAGUAGCAGCCAGCAUAGAACAGCUUUUGGAGAGGCAGUGGAGUGAAGGACAGCAAUUUUUAUUAGAACAGGGUACUCCUAGUGACAUUUUAGGAAUGCUGAAGUCAUUACACCAACUUCAAGUUGAAAACCGAAGAUUAGAGGAACAAAUUAAAAACUUGACUGCCAAAAAGGAACGGCUUCAGUUAUUGAAUGCACAGCUUUCAGUGCCUUUUCCAACAAUAACAGCAAAUCCUAGUCCGUCUCAUCAAAUACACACAUUUUCAGCACAGACUGCUCCUACUACUGAUUCCUUGAACAGCAGUAAGAGCCCUCAUAUAGGAAACAGCUUUUUACCUGAUAAUUCUCUUCCUGUAUUAAAUCAGGACUUAACCUCUAGUGGACAAAGUACCAGCAGCUCAUCAGCUCUUUCUACCCCACCUCCUGCUGGGCAGAGUCCGGCUCAACAAGGCUCAGGAGUGAGUGGAGUUCAGCAGGUCAAUGGCGUGACAGUGGGGGCACUAGCUAGUGGAAUGCAGCCUGUAACUUCCACCAUUCCUGCCGUGUCUGCAGUGGGUGGAAUAAUUGGAGCUUUGCCAGGUAACCAACUGGCAAUUAAUGGCAUUGUAGGAGCUUUAAAUGGGGUUAUGCAGACUCCUGUCACCAUGUCCCAGAACCCUACCCCUCUCACUCACACAACCGUACCACCUAAUGCAACACAUCCAAUGCCAGCUACACUGACUAACAGUGCCUCAGGACUAGGAUUACUUUCUGACCAGCAAAGACAAAUACUUAUUCAUCAACAGCAGUUUCAGCAGUUGUUAAAUUCUCAACAGCUCACACCAGAACAACAUCAAGCCUUUUUGUAUCAGUUAAUGCAACAUCACCACCAGCAGCACCACCAACCUGAACUUCAGCAGCUGCAGAUCCCUGGACCAACACAAAUACCCAUAAACAACCUUCUUGCAGGUACACAGGCACCCCCACUUCACACAGCUACCACCAACCCAUUUCUCACCAUCCAUGGAGAUAAUGCAAGUCAGAAAGUAGCAAGACUUAGUGAUAAAACUGGGCCUGUAGCUCAAGAGAAAAGUUGACAUCUGAGAAACGUCUAGAAAUUGCCUGUCCUGCUGUUCUAGCACUUCAUCUGGCUGCCUUUGCAGUCCUUUUACUACAGCUAUGAAGAAAUGCAACAAGAAACUCAAUGCACAACAAAGGAUUAAUUGCUGCAAGGACAUUCUUGUAAGGCUUUGAUUAGUUUUCUUGUUGCUUUGUUGCACUGAAAUGGAAUUCCCAUGCCCCUACCCCUUACCCCAGUUUUUUGAACAUGGAAAGAAAAUUUAAUAACUUUUUAAAGUGACAUAAUUUACAUGCAAUGUGUUUAUCAACUCAAGAAUUUAAUAUAGUUGGUACACAACUAGUUUUGUUUAUAAAUUGGAGAUACAAAUAGCAAAACUAAAUACUUGUUCCAUUUACAAACUACUUGAUUUUAUUGUACAAGUUGAAAUAUGCUCUUUUGUUUGGGUUACAGUAUGCUUGCUCUAAGUCAAAUUCCAAGGAACUAAUUUCUUCUCCUGCAGUUCCAUUGAUUCAAUAUUACAAAUAUAUAGCACAUCACCUGGGACUUGACCAUCUUUGUUAAAAAAAAUUUCCUUUCUAAUGGGAUUUGGCCAAUUUUGGUAAUGAAGUUAGGAUGGUAAUGUCUGCAUCUGCUAAAGGUAAUUUUCUUUUGAGAAUUGCUUUCUUUAGUGUUAAGACCUACUCAUAUUUUAAAGAAAUCUUGAGUUAAGUGAGUUCUGAGGCUGCUGGGGGAACCAGAUCAAUUCAAAGUGAAAUACUUCUUUCAGAAAGGGGCCACUGUGGAAAGUGCUGGUGGGGUUUGCCCUUGAUCAAGUGCCUCCAUUGUGCUGCAAGGGCUGUAGACAGCAGGGUGGGACAGUCAGUCCUCCGAGCAGCAGGAAUCAUCCCAUCACCCGCAGCCUUCCCAUGCUUCCGCCUUUAUUCAGAACUGUAGAUAGCUCAGGCAAAAACUAUUACCUGGGUAUUUAUCCACUAAUGAGUCACAAGAAAAGGAGUGGAUUUGGUAAGAAUAGAGAUUUGUUUUAUUUAAACCACUUCCCAUUACUGACCAUUAAAAGCUCACCACUAGGGUUCCUGAAACAGGUGAAACCUGUAUGACAGCCCUUCCACUUUGGGGAGCCACGCUUUUGAUGUGACAGUACCACAGAGUGAUCCACCACUGGGGAUGUAAUCAUCAAACUGUUCUUCGGUGUGUGAAUUAUUAGUGGAAAAGACCCAGCUGUAAUUAGACCUCCACUGUGUACUUAGCUGGAAGAACAUGUUAAUUCUGCAAUAUGUUUCUUGGUUAAACAUUGCACAGUUCUUACCUCAUUUCUGUAAAUAGUUUUGUGAAUCUGUUUUGUAUUGUGAAAAAUUCAUAAGAUAACAUUGAUAUUUUGAUUUGUAAUAUUUCUAAUUGGUAGAUUUAAUUGAAAAGUAAAAUUAAUUUAUUUUUAUAUGUUCAGGGGAAUUUUAAAGUCAAAUCUUUUGUAGAUAAUUUAAAAAAUCAGUGUGGUUUAUUUUACUUAUUUAACCCACUGGUUGUUAUUCUGUAACAGUUUGUAUAAAUGGUAAAUUUUGAAUGUGUUGUUAUUUUACCUAGAUGUAAAAUUCCACAUGUAUUAAAAUGUACAAAGAAGUUUUGUUAAUAAAAUUUAAUAAUGUUUAUAA